Salvia miltiorrhiza (redroot sage) is the source of this 1131-nucleotide messenger RNA. Its product is annotated as spindle and kinetochore-associated protein 1 homolog. The transcript has 9 exons. Gene Ontology annotation, biological process: chromosome segregation; regulation of microtubule polymerization or depolymerization; cell division. The record is from RefSeq and is a predicted model, not a curated record. Gene Ontology annotation, molecular function: microtubule binding. The coding region runs from base 128 to 928 and encodes 266 amino acids. Gene Ontology annotation, cellular component: mitotic spindle; spindle microtubule; outer kinetochore. Lineage: Eukaryota; Viridiplantae; Streptophyta; Magnoliopsida; Lamiales; Lamiaceae.
UGAUUUGUCAUUCAAAAACAUCCCUUUUGUGUUAAAAAAGGAAAAGAAGUGAAAGCGAAGAGCGGUUUCGUUUUCGAUUCAAAUAUACACAGAGCUUCAAAGUUCUCUCUCAAUCAGAGCUUCAAGGAUGGAUGUGAAAGAAGCCGGAGCGUCUCUCGAUGCGCUGAUUUCCUCUUUCAAUUCCCGAAUAGCGGAGCUGCAGCAGCUAGUCAUUGCUCGAAACAUGUAUCCGGCUGGCAGCGUCGCCGAUUUAUCGGCGAUAGAUUCCGCGUUGAAGGCCAUGGAGCUCCAGGUUCUAAAUAUCAAGAAUCGCUUACGCGAUGAGACUCGAGCUAUCCCUAAAGCCAAAAAGUUAAUAGAGGCAGCACUGCAGCAACAGAAGAAAUUGGAGAGCAUUUCUGCUUGUGUUUCAUCAUGUGUCCCUGAAAGAAUUACUAACUUGAAUCAGGAUAAUAACAAAUGGGCACAACAAGAAGAGUUUGGGCAAGAUCUUAGAUUUGAGUCUUUAAAGCUUGAGGAGCCUGCACCUAAACAGGAGAAGAAAGGUCGAGCUUCCCCUCCAAUGUGGUACAUUACUGCCGAAGAACUAAAUUCAGUGCCACCGUACAUGAAGCAAAGACUCACCUUGGAUAAGAUGAAUGCCGCAAUUGGUGACAUGGCAAAUUAUGCUGAAGCAAAUGCGCACCUUAUCUCAGCACCAAGGAAAAAGCUGUCAGACCACAACUUGGACAAGGCUCUGAAACUAAGAGAGAUUUCAAUGGCAGAUUCAGUAAAAGGAAAACACUUUUUCUUAGAGUCAGAUAUAAAAGGGCCUUCUCUAAAACUUGAUAACACUGGAAGAGCACUAUUGACGGUGCUUAGGCAUCUCGGGCGGAUAAGCGAAACUCGAAUUGGCCAUGACCGUGUCAUCAUCCUGUUGAGACCUUAGCCAAACAUGUAUCUUCAAACAAAAAUUUAUGAGGUCUGACCAUGUUCUUGGACAGUGCAAUCAUUGCUGGAUCAAUGUUCAUUAGUUUGGAUGAGGAGUGGCAUUAUAUGCUUCAGUUAUUAGCUGCCACUAAAGAUUUUUAUUUGUUUUUGGUUCUUUCAUUUUACCACUCUAAAGUAAAAGCAUUUCUAUAUGCAUGUCUA